CCUCACCCCACCAUCCUGGGCAGGCCUGGACACCAGAUGGUACAGAGAUGGAUAGUAGUCCUCCUGUCCCACUGAAGUCGCAGAGCCAGACAUAGGCCUGCAGACUGGAACAGACUGACACCCAGGCUCAAACUGGACAGAUUCACUCCCAUACACACGCUCACUGCAGAAGCCCCAGGUGGUCCACGGGCUACAGCCACCAAGGAUGUUUGGGUGGUUUCUGGUGCUACUGGCUAGGACAUCACUGCUGGAGGCACCAGAAGGAGCAGAAGCCCCAACCCUCCAAGGGUUACAGUGCCAACUCCCAGCCGGCUGGGACCCCCAUCUUUCUAGAAUCCUCUUCCUGCUACUGCUCUUUGUGACCUCAGCCCAGGGGGUCACCCCAAAUCCGAAUCCUGAUGCCUGCCUGGUAUCCCAGUCAAGCAAUGGCAGCUCUGUCUCCUGCCACCCACCUGCCAAACUCCCCCACUCCCUCCCAGCUGACACCAUCUACCUGGCCAUGGAGUUCUUGAACCUGACUCAGCUGCCUGCCAACACCCUCCAGGAUGUCCCUAACCUGCAGGAACUGCACCUUUCCAGCAACCAGCUGGAGGACCUCUCUGCCAAGUUCUUGCUGCCUGUGCCUCAGCUAAAGGUGCUGGACCUAACCCGCAAUGCCCUGACCCGGCUGCCCACCGGCCUCUUCCAGGUCUCGGCUGCCCUCCACACCUUGGUGCUGAAGGAAAACCGGCUGAAAGGCCUGGAGGCCUCGUGGCUGCAUGGCCUGAAAGCCCUGGGGCAUCUGGACCUGUCGGGAAAUGAGCUCCAGAUGCUGCCCCCUGGGCUGCUGGCCAACUUCACCGACUUGCACACCCUUGACCUAGGCAAUAACCACCUGAAGACUUUGCCCCCUGAUCUUCUGAGGGGCCCCUUGAAGUUGGAACGGCUUCACCUGGAGGGCAAUAGAUUGCAGGUGCUUGGAGAGGAACUUCUGGAGCCCCAACCAAAACUGCGCUACCUUUUCCUGAGCGACAACAGGCUGGCCACAGUGGCAGCCGGUGCCUUCCGAGGUCUGCAGAGGCUGGACAUGCUGGACCUCUCCAACAACUUGCUGACCACUGUGCCCGAGGGGCUCUGGACAUCCUUGGGAAAGGCCGCCGGGAACAUGAAGGACGGUUUUGACAUCUCCGGUAACCCCUGGAUCUGCGACCGGAAACUGGACGACCUCUACCAGUGGCUUGUGGCCAAUGAAGACAAGAUGUUCUCCCGGAAUGACACACGCUGCGCUGGCCCUAGAGCCUUGAAGGGCCAGAUGCUCUUGGCAGUGGCCAGGUCCCCUUGAAGGGCUGAGGUGGGGGUGGGAAGACAAGGCUUGGCAGAACACUGCACCCCACUUAGCAAAUAAUCCCACCUUCUGAGGGUGAGACUGGGGCUUCCAAUUGUUGCCAGGACCUGUUUCGCCAACACUUCCCAAAACCCACCUGGGGCUUUUCCCUGCCUCUGCAAUUUGCUCAAGCUAUACCCUCUUCCAGAGGCACCAUUUCCCAGAUCUCUUGGUCUCUGGCUCCCUCAGCCUGCCCUGGCCAUCUGACUCUGUCCCCUAGUUUGAGGGGUUCUCUGAGUGCAGGGCCUGGGGCUGGGUUCCCCUUAACCUAGCAUUACUGCGUUUGGGGUCAGACCAGAAGAGGUUAAUAAAUAACUUGGAACGGAA
Molecule: messenger RNA, 1690 nt
Organism: Vicugna pacos (alpaca)
Lineage: Eukaryota; Metazoa; Chordata; Mammalia; Artiodactyla; Camelidae
Source: RefSeq, a predicted model, not a curated record